AUGAAGCAAUUGCUGCCGGUGCUACUAAGCCUGGCCUGCCAUGUAGGCACCUCGUACAAGUUCGAGGGCGACCCCACGAGUGAUCAGGAGUGGACCUCUGUGGACAUCGCUUCGGAGGGGCCUGACCCGAUGAAAGAGUAUGGGCCGCAUGCGGACUUGUCGAUGGCCCUGUCUCUGGCGCUGGUGAACCUCUCCAACUACUCCGGCUUGAUCAACUCGAGGGACAGACCUCACAAUGCGAACCUGACUCAUUACUUUGGGGUGGAUCCUCAUGAAGACCUCUUGAUGCUCUAUGACAAGGUCCAGGGAUUCUUUGAGGUCCUUCACGAGGUCUUGGGUGAGAAUGCCUCUCGCUACUGCCCAUUCCAUGCGGAGAUAUACAUCCCGGAGUGCAUCGAGAUUGCCGUGUGCCUGGUCCAGCGUGAUGUUCCCAAGUACAUGAAUCUAGAAGCUUAUGCUUCCAUUAUGGAGCAGGUGACACGCUUCAACACGAUCGUCUGGGAGGCCAUCAAGUAUGGUCUGGGAUCGGAGGACCCAACCGAGAUCGGUGCAGACUUGGACAUUCCAAAAGAGUUCGUGUGCGACGAGAAUGACCAUUCCCACGAUCAUCCUGCCUCCUUGCUCCAGAGCGAUGGGUCGCAGACCUUGGCCGUGUCUUCGGCCAUGCAUCACGCCGCCCGCUCCACACACCAGAUCCUGGCGGAGCACAUUGCGAAUGCUUCACUCGAUCACACGGUGAACCGCUUGCAAGAAGCAUGGCAUCCAGUCUGCAACGUGUUGGGAUGCGACCACACCAACUUUCUGGACAUCCACCUGGCAUCGCACCGCCACUCCGUGGCGCUAAUGUAG
This is a messenger RNA of Symbiodinium sp. CCMP2456, 849 nucleotides long. The record is from the annotation of a GenBank genome assembly. Lineage: Eukaryota; Dinophyceae; Suessiales; Symbiodiniaceae.